This is a messenger RNA of Phalacrocorax carbo (great cormorant), 2628 nucleotides long. NCBI's taxonomy places the organism in Eukaryota, Metazoa, Chordata, Aves, Suliformes, Phalacrocoracidae. The record is from RefSeq and is a predicted model, not a curated record.
GUGGCUGGGGCAAAGGGAGACUGUGCGCGAAGGGGACCCCGCAGACUGUCACUGUGGGAGGAAUGAGGCCCCCAUGAUCAGGGAGUUUCUUUAAUUCCUCACAGACUAGGCAGGCAAAUCCCAGAUUAACCUGGCAGGGUGGGAAGAGGAUUAUAAAGGCAGUUCCAGAACGCAACUAAAGGCACUACGGGCUUCAGCAAGGGUGUGCCACAGCAGGGCACCCCUCUCACAACCCAAAGGGCAGGGGAAGGGGAGAAGUCUUCCAAGCUCUAUCCCCAACACAGAAAGCAAAAGGCCAGCAGCAGCCCUGGGAGAUAUGCGUGUUCAGAUAGUCAAGAAAGGGAGAUACCCUAAGGAAGAGGUGGAGCUCAGGAAGGGCUGGAGCAUGCUCAUGUGCAUGUGCCUGUGACCUGCUCCUGGUGGCCGGCAGGAACAGCCAUGGAGGAAACCUACCUGCUGAACGUGGAAGGGGUCAAAAAGAAGAUUCUGCAUGGAGGCCAAGGGGAGCUGCCAAAGUUGCAGGAUGGGAGCAAGAUCACCUUCCACUUCCAGACACUGAAGGAUGACUUUGAGAGGACAGUGAUCGAUGACAGCAGAGAAGCUGGUAUCCCCAUGGAGAUCAUCGUGGGCAAGAUGUUCAAGCUGGAAAUCUGGGAGACGCUUCUCAGCUCCAUGAGAGUCGGGGAAGUGGCUGAGUUCUGGUGUGACGCCAUUCACACAGGCAUGUACGCCCUGGUCUCCAGGGGCAUGCGGAGGAUCGCGGAGGGCCGGGACCCCCUGGAAGGGCAGAAGCACCGCUGUGGCAUGGGCAACAUGUUUGACUACCACAGCACAGGCUAUGAUGACCUAGACGAGCUGCAGCGGACGCCGCAGCCCCUCAUCUUCAUCAUGGAGUUGUUCCGGGUGGAGGAGCCCUCGGCAUACAAGCGUGACACCUGGGCCAUGAGCAAGGAGGAGAAGCUGGCAGCAGUGCCUGUGCUGCACAGUGAGGGCAACCGCCUCGUCCUCCGUAAGGAGUUUGGGCAGGCAGCAGCAAAGUACCAGGAGGCUGUCAUCUGCCUGAGGAACCUCCAGACUAAGGAAAAGCCAUGGGAGGAUGGCUGGCUAAAGCUGGAGAGCCUGGUCACACCACUGGUGCUCAACUACUGCCAGUGCCAGCUGGAGCUGGGCGAGUACUACGAGGUGCUGGAGCACACGACGGAGCUCCUCCAGAAACACAACGACAAUGCCAAGGCCUAUUUCAAGCGGGCGAAGGCGCAUGCUGCUGUCUGGAAUGAGCAGGAGGCACGGGAGGACUUCCUCCGGGUGGCUCACCUUGACCCCUCCAUGGCAGCUGCGGUGAAGAAGGAGCUGAAGCAGCUAGGGGAGAGGAUGAGGAAGAAGCAUGUGGAGGAUCGGAAGCGCUACAAGGGGCUCUUCCAGCCACCCCCAGGACCACGGGCCAGUGAGGGGCAGGAGAGUGGGGAGGUGGGCAGCAGGGCGAAGUUGCAGAAAGAAGCACCCCAGAGUGAGGCUGGGGUCCUGGAGACUCCUGGGCAGGGAGAGCAGGGUGCGGGGACUGAAGAAGUGGAACAACCAGGGGCUGACCAAACAGAACAAGGGACCCCUGGGUCUCGGUGUAAAGGAGAAGCAUCAGGAGGAAAAACAGCCCAGGGGCAGCCUGUAGGGGUGGAGGUGGAAGCAAGGGAUGGGACAGGACUGGGGGAAGAAGCAAAUUUGGGCACCUGUGGGGCAAAGCCAGAGGGCUGGGGAGCAGAGGAAGAGGAGAAGGAGGAGGAAGAAGAAAAAGAGGAGAGAGAGGGGGAGGAGGAGGAAGGAGGGCAAAGGGAAGAGGACAAAGAGGAAGAGAGCUCAGCAGCAGAGAUGGAAAAGCUGGCUAUAGGGCAAUGUGGGAUAGCAGAGAGGGCAGAGGCAGCAGGGCAAGGGCAGGGGCUGGAGACUGGGGGCAGUGGGGCAGAGGGAGCUGGCACAGGGACCAGGGCUAGGGCUGAGCCAGGCAGAGCCUCAGAGCUGGGGUCCCCUGGGAAGGGGCUGGGGCCAGCCAAGGAGCCCCUAGAGCUGGAGGACAAAACACCCAGAGAGGCACUGGAAGAGGGGAGCUGUGGGGAGCAGUGAGCAGGCAGCAGCCAAGGAAAUGCUAGGGAAGGCAAUAUACCCCCUGACAGGUUCACCCUUAGGGCAGUGCUCCAGUCUGGGCACUCAGGGGCAGAUGAGGAGCUGGGUGGAAGGAUCCCCCGGCCCAUAGCAGCCAGGGAAGAGGGUGAUGCACCCCCAGGGCAGUGCAGCAAGAGCAGAGAGCUUGGAGCCAUGACCCUGGGGCAGGGCCAGCCCUGAGCAGGGCUGGUUAUCCCUGGAUGGAGGAAGGGCUGCAGGACCACUGACAAGGCAGCACCACGCAGGCAGGGGGGGCUGUUGUACCCUGAGGGGAAGGCUGAGGGCAAGGCUGAGGGCUGGGACUGGCCCUGGAGUGACAGGGGAUCAAUGCUGUCCUCUCCCUGCCGCUGCCUGGACCACCAGCCCUGUUGUGCAGCACCUACUGCCUCCCUGCCCUGACUCAAUGGCUCCAGCAACUUUCAGAUGGGCCCUGCUGAGCUUUGCUGGCUGUGAAAUAAAAGCUCUUCCCUGGCA